Coregonus sp. 'balchen' is the source of this 553-nucleotide messenger RNA. Lineage: Eukaryota; Metazoa; Chordata; Actinopteri; Salmoniformes; Salmonidae. The record is from the annotation of a GenBank genome assembly.
AAGUUGUGUGAGGAGGUAGCAGGGCUGAGGGGGAGUUUGGAGUUUAGCCAGAGUGAAAAUCUCACCCUCCUAGGAGAGAACAAGGCACUCACAGCCAAGGUAAAAACCCUCGAUUCCAACAUGGAUUGUCUACUCAGUGAAAACAGGGUGAUGAGGGAGUCGCUACUAGACAUACAAACCCGUAGCAUGCGUGAAAAUCUAAUAUUUUCUGGGAUUCCUAAGGACGCAUCCAAUAAUCCAGAAGGGGCAAUCAGUUCAUGCAAUCCGCCUUCAUGCAAUCCUCUAGAGACUGUAAACAAAGUGUCUUUCCACCGAGUGCACAGACUUCGAUCUCGGAGCGACAAGACCAAAGGUCCCCGACCUAUCAUUGCAAAAUUUGAUAAAAAGCAGGGGAAGGGAGCUUAAAGGCUCAAAAUUCGGUCUCAAUGACCAAUUUCCCCGGGAGAUAAACGAACGUCGCAAGAAGCUGUAUCCUGUACAGAGGCAACAGAGGGAGAGGGGUAAACGUGCCUUUCUCAUUGUGGACAUACUCUUUAUAGACGGACAGCUCUUC